Molecule: messenger RNA, 678 nt
Organism: Botrytis fragariae
Lineage: Eukaryota; Fungi; Ascomycota; Leotiomycetes; Helotiales; Sclerotiniaceae
Product: putative mucin 12ea protein
Exons: 2
Coding region: 1-678 (225 amino acids)
Source: RefSeq, a predicted model, not a curated record
AUGAAGGUUUCCCAGAUCCUCGCCAUCGUGGCAUUUGUCACCAGCGUUGCCGCUGCUCCAGUUUCAGUCGAAGCAAGAGAUGUUUUGCAAGCUCGAGAGCCAACCAAGCUUAAGGUUGACCGCAACGCCGAGCCAGAGCCCACCAAGCUCAAGGUCGACAGAAAUGCCGAAGCUGAGCCAACAAAGCUUAAGGUUGACCGUCGUACCAAGCUUAAGGUAGACAGAAACGCUGAGCCAGAACCUACAAAACUCAAGGUCGACAGAAACGCUGAAGCCGAACCAACAAAACUUAAGGUUGACCGUCGUACCAAACUCAAGGUCGAUCGCAAUGCUGAGGCAGAGCCCACCAAACUCAAGGUCGAUCGCAAUGCUGAGGCAGAGCCCACCAAACUCAAGGUCGAUCGUAAUGCUGAGGCAGAACCCACCAAACUCAAGGUCGAUCGCAAUGCUGAGGCAGAGCCCACAAAGCUCAAGGUCGAUCGCAAUGCUGAGGCAGAACCCACCAAACUCAAGGUCGAUCGUAAUGCUGAGGCAGAACCCACCAAACUCAAGGUCGAUCGCAAUGCUGAGGCAGAGCCCACAAAGCUCAAGGUCGAUCGCAAUGCUGAGGCAGAGCCCACAAAGCUCAAGGUUGACCGCAACGCUGAGGCAGAGCCCACAAAGCUCAAGGUGGAUUAG